CGACUUGACGUCACUAUCCAACUACGGCGUCCUCCCUUGCAACAACACAAGAGGCGAAUUUCACUGUCAUAAAUAGGCAAGGUCGGGAUUUAAAGUCGGGUCCUCCGAACGGCAUGAAGGCGCAGACUGUUUCAUCAUAGUAUGUUUUCCGACUGCUGGGAGGGAAAUGCUGCUUCGUCUCUGAAUAAUCUGGCUCGACAGGAUUCAGUUCUACCAAGGAAGGAUCCUUGAGGAUCAUGGACUUUGAGAAACAGCCUACCUCGUUGCUAACUGAACGGAACUCUACGGAAGCUCGUUGGAUCAGAAUGCGACACCCGGAAGAGGAUGAGCAAAAUUAUUAAGCGGCAGUUACCAAAGAAGUUACCUAAGCACUUGGUGGAUGUUGUAACUGUCUGUCCAUCACGAUCUGUCUGAGAUAGACCUAAAAAAUCGAAAACUGGGAUUUCAAAGCUGCUGUCAAGUUAAUUAGCAGCGACCAGUGUUCCAUAAUUUGGGUCUUUUUCCGCGAAUGUUAUCGUUAGCAAAGUGUCUGCGUUAGCCACCAAGGUCACUGGAUUGGGUGAACACGUGCGAUUUUGCCACAGUGAUUACGUUUCUUGUCACCUUGAUUGGUCGCAAAAAUGGCUGGAUUGAUUAAUUUUGAAGACGAACAAGAAGUGAAGCAGUUCCUGGAUAAUUUGGGAGUUGAAUUCAGCUAUCAAUGUUACCGCGAGAAGGACCCUGAAGGUUGUCAGCGACUUGCGGAUUAUCUGGAAGGAGUCAAGAGAAACUACGAAUCAACUGCACAGGUUCUCAAGCAUAACUGCGAGACAAACGGACACGGGGAGAGCUGCUACAAACUUGGGGCUUAUUACGUUGCUGGCAAAGGUGGAUUGACUCAGUGCCUCAAGACGGCCUACUCAUGUUUCCUGCGCUCCUGCAAAGCUGGUGGGAAGAAGUCAGUAGACGCCUGCCAUAAUGUGGGACUGCUGGCCCAUGAUGGGCGGUCCAUGGAGGGUGGCCCAGAUGCAGGGAUAGCCCGGGAGUACUAUGAGAAGGCCUGUACUGGGGGCUUUGCUCCCAGCUGCUUCAAUCUGAGUGCACUCUACAUUCAGGGCUCCCCAGGGUUAGAGAAGAAUAUGCCACUGGCACUGCAGUACUCCAUGCGUGCAUGUGAGCUAGGACAUGUUUGGGGAUGCUCAAAUGCUAGCCGCAUGUACAAACUUGGGGAUGGGACACCCAAAGAUGACCAAAAAGCAGAAGACCUGAAAAAUAGGGCCAAGGAACUUCAUGGACAGCAGAAAGAGCGACAGUUGAAAUUUGGAGAAUGAAGGAAGUCUGAAACUUUACCUCAAGUGGCCGAGCAGCUGUUUUAGUGAAAACAGUGUUUAUUCUUUGUGGAAUCUGUAGGGCAGUGAAAUAACUGUGAUUGUCAGUGGGGACAGAGCUGUACAGACUGUUGUUUUGGGAGAAAAAGUGGUGCCAUAAACUUUAUCUUGAUUGCCAUUCCAACCAGUGCUAUGCAAUGCAGGAAAACUGUGUUUUUAUUUUCAAGUAAAGUUUUCUUUCAAUCACUCUGAAAAAUAUUCAUUAAAAUGGACAGUCAUGCUUGUGAUAUUCAAUUUCUUAGAUUUUGUUUUUAAUAUGUAUUUUUGAUAAACUAUGUUUGCAUAUGAUUAUGAAACUAUUAACUGGGCUUUCCUUCUAAAAAUGUAAUAUGUGAUUUGAUCCACAAUUAACAUACUCUAUGUUAAUCCAUCAACAUACUCUAUUUUGAACACCUGUAAUAUGGAGUUUACUUUGGAUACUUUACAUGGAUGGCCACGAGAGGGAGCCACAGGUCACUGUUUGUCUUUGGUCUACUGGUGUGCUCGUGCUGAAGCAUAUUCCCUACCAGUACCUUGGCGAAUAAUCUAGAGACACUCGAAGAUACAAAGUAACCUUUACGAUUUGUAUUCCAUGUAUACCAUAUUUACACAUUGUAUUCCAUGAUCAUGAUCACGACCAGCUUAUAAACGGGUUUCAUCAA
Molecule: messenger RNA, 2008 nt
Organism: Alosa alosa (allis shad)
Lineage: Eukaryota; Metazoa; Chordata; Actinopteri; Clupeiformes; Clupeidae
Product: cytochrome c oxidase assembly factor 7
Exons: 4
Coding region: 621-1310 (229 amino acids)
Cellular component (GO): mitochondrial intermembrane space
Molecular function (GO): protein binding
Source: RefSeq, a predicted model, not a curated record